AGCCAGUGAGAAGUUUAGGAUUGUCCACGUGAUUUUCAGCAGCUAGCUAACCUUUCGUGCGUCGACGUACACAGCUGACUAACAACAACCACAUCAGAAAUAUGUCAUUUUGAUCAAUUAUCUUUCGUAUGACAGCAAGCUAGCUAGCUAGCUAACGUAAACUGUCUGUGUUAGCUAGCUAACUACGCGUUAGCCACUGAAGUUAGCUGACAACCGCUCAUAGCAUCACCGAUUGACUGGUUAACCGUCAACAUGGCAAAGCAUAAAACCUCUGAAAAAAAUAAUAUAAUCGAAGUUGAUGAAGUCAGAGAAGAUGGCGAGAUGAAUCCUUUCUCCUUCAAGGAGUUCAUCCGCAGUAAAAACCAGUACCCAGAUAUGAAAGGGGAUCCAGAUGAGAAGAAUUACUCAACGCGAAAGAAGGCAUAUGGGAGCACAUUCCUGGCAGAGGGGGAAUAUACUGCCCCAAAGAGCUUCGAUCAAGAUUUCCAGGGUCAGUUUUACAUGGACCACACACCGUUUCCUCAGUUUCUGGAAAAUGACACUAAGGAGGAGUGGGCUGGGAGUUACCAGCCAUCAGCCAUUGAGGAGGCACAUGAGUUUGGACUGUGUGGCACUGCAGCAGCAGACAGCAGCACAUGCUCUGGUCAGUCCUCCCUGUGCACAGAGGAAGAAGAGGAGACUUCAACCUCCCAAUGGCAGGUGGAUGAAGAGUUCUCACCAGAGGCCCACCAGUCCAGAAGGGCCCCAGUGAAUUAUGAGGGAGAUGACGAGACAUCAAUGGCAGAGCUCACCUACAAGACCAAGAAGAGUAGUACCGAGAAUGGCAAUAGGGAUCAACAAAAGCUGAGGGAGGAAAAUGCGCAGCUCAGGAAGCACAUUAAAGAUCUUGUGAAAAAGUCUGAGUAUGAUGAUCGAAGAAUUCGACACGUCACAGAUGAGUUGCACAAGAGAAGACUGCAGGAAGAGAAGGAGGCUCAGGCUUUAGAGACCAUGGUUCAUUCCGUCGAGCAGAACCUGCAGUUAAUGACCAAACGAGCAGUUAAGGCUGAAAACAUUGUAUCAAAACUCAAACAGGAGCUGCAUCAAUUACAGGGCCAAGUAGAGGGGUACCGGUAUGAGAAUGAGAGACUUCGAGCCGGAGAGACAGCUGCCUUAAAUACAAUGAAACAUAAUGCGCAAGUGGCCUCGGAGUACCUUAACAAAGCAGCACUCAAUGCAGAGACUUCCAUCAAGCAAUUACUUACAAGCGCAGAGAGUCUUUGUCUAGUAUCUCAACUGCUGCAGUCCAUCGACAACCUAUCUGAGAUUCACAAUGAAGGCUGAUGGAGUUUAAAGGACACUAGAGAUUUCUGAUCUAGUACCAUCCAGCAACAAGGAACUGGAAAACAACUAUGGUGUGUCACACAACACUCAAACGAGAAUUUGAAGUUGUGGUGGGUGCACUGAUUUGUGACCCCCCCCC
Messenger RNA from Salmo salar (Atlantic salmon), 1462 nucleotides. It is a transcript of the gene entr1, whose product is annotated as endosome associated trafficking regulator 1. Gene Ontology annotation, biological process: positive regulation of protein localization to cilium; positive regulation of cilium assembly; regulation of cytokinesis. Gene Ontology annotation, cellular component: midbody; ciliary basal body; recycling endosome. NCBI's taxonomy places the organism in Eukaryota, Metazoa, Chordata, Actinopteri, Salmoniformes, Salmonidae. The record is from RefSeq and is a predicted model, not a curated record.